AUGGCAGAGAUCAAGAUUGACAAGAACCUGUUCCAGGAGCGCCUGUCGCAUUUUAUCGGAGCAUGGAAGACCGACAAACGCAGCGGCGACGCGGUGUUCGGUGGUGCCUCGUCCAUCCUUGUCUUGAUGGGGAAAACUGAGGAGUCCGCACAAUUCCAGAAGAACAAUGCUAUCCACUUCUGGCUGCUUGGAUAUGAGUUCCCAGCUACGCUUUUCCUCUUUACACUGGAGGCAUUAUACAUCGUUACUACGGCAAAGAAAGCCAAGCACUUGGAACCGCUAAAGGGAGGCAAGGUCCCUCUCGAAGUACUUGUCCGUGGUAAGGACGCAGCGGAGAACGAGAAGCUCUUUACCAAGAUCAACGAUGUGAUCAAAUCAGCAGGCAAGAAAGUUGGCGUUUUACCCAAGGACAACUCCAGCGGCCCCUUCGUUGAUGAGUGGAAGAAGAUAUAUGGCGACAUUUCUAAAGAUGUGGAGGAGGUCGAUAUUGCGCCUGCGCUAUCUGCAGCUGCCUUGGCCGUAAAGGAUGAGAAUGAACUUCGCGCUAUGCGAAGUGCCUCGAAAGCCUGUAUCGCCUUGAUGAACCCCUACUUUGUCGAAGAAAUGUCAAAUGUCCUGGACGAGGAGAAGAAGGUCAAGCACAGUUCCUUGGCCAACAAAAUUGAUAGCAAGCUUGACGACACGAAAUUCUGGAGCACGGUUGAACUCCCCAGUAAAUCGAAGAUGCCCAGCGAUUUUGAUGCUUCGCAGCUGGAUUGGACACAUGGCCCGAUUAUACAGAGUGGUGGCAAGUUUGACCUAAAGAUUAACGCACAGGUAGAUGACGAAAUUCUGCACCCGGGCGUCAUUCUUGCUUCAUAUGGUCUCCGAUAUAAAUCAUACUGCUCCUUGAUCGCACGCACAUACUUGGUGGAUCCAAAUAAAUCUCAAGAAAGCAACUACAAGCUUCUCCUCCAGGUGCACGGCCUCGUCAUCAAGGAGAUCAGAGAUGGCGCGAAUGUGAAGGAUAUCUAUGCGAAGGCUCUUGCUCUAGUAAAGGCAAAGAAGCCAGAACUGGAGAAGCACUUCUUGAAGAAUGUUGGGGCAGGUGUUGGUAUCGAGACACGAGACUCCACAUUGAUCCUGAAUGCUAAAAGCUCCCGGAGCUUGAAGGACGGCAUGACCCUUUGCGUAACAACCGGAUUUAGCGAUAUUGAGAAUCCAAAUCCUCAAGAUAAAAAGAGCAAGAUCUAUUCUAUGGUCCUUUCCGACACCGUCCGGGUAACUCCUUCGGAUGCAGUGAUCUUUACUGGCGAUGCUCCUUCAGAUCUGGAUGCCACUUCAUUCUUCUUCAAGGAUGAUGAAGAGCCAGAACCAACACCGAAGAAGGCAAAGAAGGAUUCAGCAGUUGGUGCCGUCGCGACCAAGAAUAUUACCAAGACCAAAUUGCGUGCAGAGCGUACGACACAAGUAGACGAAGGUGCUGAAGCCAGACGUCGAGAGCAUCAGAAAGAGCUUGCGAAGAAGAAGCAGGAAGAGGGUCUGGCGCGUUUUGCCGAGUCGACCGGAAAUCAAAACGGGGCAGCCGUGAAGAAGUUCAAGCGUUUCGAGUCAUACAAGCGCGAUAACCAAUUCCCUCCCCGAGUUCGGGAUCUGACGAUUGUCAUGGACCAGAAGAACUCUACGAUCGUGCUCCCAAUCAUGGGUCGUCCAGUCCCAUUUCAUAUCCAGACAAUCAAAAAUGCUAGCAAAAGCGACGAAGGUGAUUUCUCGUACCUGCGAAUCAACUUCUUAUCACCCGGUCAAGGUGUUGGAAGAAAGGAUGAUCAGCCCUUCGAGGAUGCCUCUGCACACUUUGUCAGAAGUUUGACUUUCCGAUCACAUGAUGGAGACCGGCUUCAAGACAUUGCAAAUCAAAUUGGUAACAUGAAGAAAGACGCUGCAAAGCGAGAGCAGGAGAAGAAGGAGAUGGAGGAUGUCGUGGAGCAGGAUAAGUUGGUCGAGAUUCGAAAUCGCAGACCCGCCGUUAUGGACAAUGUCUUUAUUCGUCCCGCAAUGGAUGGAAAGCGUGUGCCUGGCAAGGUUGAGAUUCACCAGAACGGUCUCCGAUACCAAUCCCCUCUCAACACCCAACACCGGGUUGACAUUCUCUUCAGUAACGUCAAGCACCUGUUCUUCCAACCGUGCCAGCAUGAACUUAUCGUUAUUAUCCACGUACAUCUCAAAGAUCCAAUUCUGAUCGGCAAGAAGAAGACCAAGGAUGUCCAAUUUUACCGGGAAGCUACUGAUAUCCAGUUUGACGAGACCGGAAAUAGAAAGCGAAAGUACAGGUAUGGUGAUGAGGAAGAGUUUGAAGCUGAACAAGAGGAGAGGAGACGCCGGGCUGAGCUCGAUCGGCAAUUCAAAGCAUUCGCUGAAAAGAUUGCCGAGGCUGGUAAAAACGAAAAUGUGGACGUCGACGUUCCCUUCCGUGAGCUUGGCUUCAGUGGUGUUCCGUUCCGAUCGAACGUCUUCUGUCAGCCUUCGACAGACUGUCUCGUCCAGCUUACCGAGCCACCUUUCAUGGUCAUAACCCUCGAAGAUAUUGAAAUUGCUCAUCUCGAGCGUGUCCAGUUCGGGCUCAAGAACUUCGAUAUGGUAUUUGUCUUCAAAGACUUCGGCCGUGCUCCAUACCACAUUAAUACCAUCCCCGUCGAAUCUCUCGAAAAUGUCAAGGAAUGGCUUGACUCUGUUAACAUCCCCUUUACUGAAGGACCUCUCAACUUGAACUGGCCUACUAUCAUGAAGACUGUCACCGCAGACCCUCAUGCCUUCUUCGAAGAUGGUGGAUGGUCAUUCCUGUCUAAUGAGACCGACGAAGAAGAUGAGGAUGAUGAGGAAGAGGAGUCCGCUUUCGAGAUGUCAGAUAGUGAGCUUGCUGCCUCGGAGCAAUCAAGUGAGGAUGAUAGCGAGUUUGAUAGCAAUGCUAGCGAUGAUGCGGGCGAGGAAGGUAGUGAUGAUGGAGAGAGCGAAGGCGAGGAUUGGGAUGAAUUAGAGGCGAAGGCGAAGCGCAAGGAUAGGGAGAGCGGGUUGGAGGAGGCGGAGGCGCCGAAGAAAAAGCGCAAGCACUGA
Messenger RNA from Venustampulla echinocandica, 3090 nucleotides. RefSeq names its product putative FACT complex subunit SPT16. Bases 1 to 3090 code for a protein of 1029 amino acids. NCBI's taxonomy places the organism in Eukaryota, Fungi, Ascomycota, Leotiomycetes, Helotiales, Pleuroascaceae. The record is from RefSeq and is a predicted model, not a curated record. Gene Ontology annotation, biological process: transcription elongation by RNA polymerase II; positive regulation of transcription elongation by RNA polymerase II. Gene Ontology annotation, cellular component: FACT complex. Gene Ontology annotation, molecular function: nucleosome binding. The transcript has 6 exons.